Molecule: messenger RNA, 1095 nt
Organism: Colletotrichum higginsianum IMI 349063
Lineage: Eukaryota; Fungi; Ascomycota; Sordariomycetes; Glomerellales; Glomerellaceae
Product: Serine threonine protein kinase
Exons: 1
Coding region: 1-1095 (364 amino acids)
Biological process (GO): protein phosphorylation
Molecular function (GO): protein kinase activity
Source: RefSeq, a predicted model, not a curated record
AUGGAUGAAGAGCAGGAUAACGAAGACCUAGCCAUCGAAAACCUCAAGAAGCAUAUCGAUAAACUCCCAACCGAUGCGUACGCGAUACACAUCUCUCCGGACGGAAGCCUGAUCUCCGUCUCCAACAAUCCCGAAGACGACGAAACCACCAGCGUGUACUAUCCGCCUUUGGAGAAGCUUCAGCCGCCAGAGCAUAUCCAAACUGUUAUUCGCUCGGACUUGAAAGAAAUUGAUCGAAUUUCUCCCAACGUCGAUCUCGUGUCGUAUCAGGCACACCCCAACGCUGGCGGUGAAAAGAAAGUUAUCUUCAAAUACUACUUUCUUGUACAGUUCCUGCAUAGACUGUGGCAUGAAAUGAACUUGUGGAUGCGCCUCCCUAAGCAUCCAAACAUAGUCCCGUUCGACAGGCUCGUGCUGGACGAACUGAACGGUCACGUUGUUGGGUUCACAAGCGUCUACAUCCCCGGCGGCACGAUUGAGGACAACCGAUCACGCGUCUUUAAGCUCGAGUGGCUUAAGCAGUUGACUCACGUCGUGGACGACCUGAACCUUAAGCACGGCAUCAUGCAUCAGGAUAUCGCUCCACGGAAUCUUCUCGUUGAUCCGUCCACAGACAACAUUCUGGUGUUUGAUUUCAACUACUCGGGUCGCAUUGGAGGUAUUGGGCACAUCAGCGAGCGAGACGAUGUCAAGGGUGUCAUAUUCACCAUAUACGAGAUCAUCACACUUGAUAAACACUUCAGGGAGGUGCCUUACGACCAGCAAGACCCCACUGAAAUCCAAGCGUUAGCCGCAUGGCACAAACACCCAGACGUGCACCUCGAUCACCACGUCUCGGAAUAUCGAUCAGUACUGAAUCACUGGGUGAAGGGGAGGCAGGAGGGAGGACGUAACUCUGUGGAUACAGAAGCACAGGAGCCUAUCGAUUGGCCGCCGCUCGGUCCACCGCCCAAAAAGGAACUCGUCGUCUCGGACGGUAACGGCAAUUCAACUGUGGUAGUGGGAGCCGGCUGGUAUGAUAUACGCCGUGACGAGCGAGAGAAGGGCAAUGUUGUCCUUGAUUGGCAGCGCCCACCACAAAAAACGGUCGCAUAA